CAGCACUGUAUUUACACACCGCUUAGAUUAUCCGUCACAAAAAACACAGCUGUGUUUAUAUGGGCCCAAUUUGACGUUUGAUCGGGAUCGUUUUGAUUAAUCACCAUUCAGGUACUUACCAGAAAGUGCUAGAAAAUACUAUACUCUGAUAUCUGGCUUUAAGUCCGAUGUAAGUGAAGACAUGAAGAAACACAGAGAGCUAUGGAGAGUGGAUUCUGUGUUUUGAGCGACAACGAAGACCUCCAAACGCUAAUAUCAAACACCGAGAACAAACUCCUCUUCGAAAGGUCGAAGACGCUAUUUGAAGAAAUCCGCGCCUCCAUAAACAACAAUGACGAAGAGGACCGCUCCUUCUGGAGGCCUGUGCUCCCGUGGGGUGGCGUCUUUACCAUCAAGGCAGGACGGAAGGCCAUAUCCUGCACCCCUCUGUACGUCAAAAUCAACCUUAAAAACACUUGCACCAUUGACGGCUUUCUCAUGAUCCUGUAUGUGAUUCUGCGGGACAACCAGGGCUUUCCCAGGGAGCUGGCAGUCUUCCUGGGCAAACAUUUUGUGGAGCAUUUCCUCCACCUGAUGGACUCCUGUGACUACACCACAGUGAAGAUUCUGUGGAUCUGGGACAGGAUGUCUAAAAGACAGUAUCGCUCUGAGAUCCACCAGGCGGCCCUGGAGAUUGACCUGUUCGGGAAUGAGCAUGAGAACUUCACAGAAAACCUGGAUAACCUCAUGUCCACUAUGCAGGAGAGUCUUUGCACUAACUGGUGCUGCCCAGCCCGCUUCCAGGAGUUCAUCAAGACCACAAUCAACAUCAGCCCACCAAAUGAGCUGCCUCACAGAGACCCCAUUCAAUCAGCCGUGGACGAGUUCUUCUGCCCCAAGCUCCUGCUCUGCUCAGAACUGGGGUGUGAUGGUCUACGGGAGUUCUCUCAGAGAGUUUUCUGCCAUGGACCCCCACCCUUUGUCAUUCUCAACAUGCAGCAGUGGAAGUCAGAGGAACUGUCCUAUGUUCCUUACCAUCUGGCUCUCUGCCAGCACAGGUACUUACUAGAGGGCGCCACACUCUUCAACAAAGAGGAGCAUCACUACUCUGCAGCCUUCCAGAUAGACGGCUGCUGGAUGCACUAUGACGGUCUGAGGAGUGACAAUCUGAUCCUGCUAUACAAGCCACCAGAGUUGCUGCUGCUGUCCUCUCUGGUCUACAUUCGCGCCUCUGACAAGUGACCUAGUCUUAUCACAAGCGGACACACCGGUGUGGAGUCACACCAAGCACAAGAGUGAAGGCACUGACCACCCAUCCUGUGAUUAUUCUGUCAUGACUCCAUGGAUGGUAUUACAGUGUUGUAAUAUUUUUUUACAUAGCACACCAUCACAUUUUUUUUAAUGAAUUCCUGUCAGCUGUUGCUUCCUCUGUUAGCGGUGUAGAAUGGCACAUACAUCCAUUUCACCUGAAUGCUUGCAGAGAGCUUACUGAGCAAAAUGGAAAUGACUUCUCUUUGGGCAUGCUUGGAAUCCAAGAAUAUAGUGGACUAUAAUAGUUCUGGGUUGAUAUGCAUACGUGACAGUAUCCGUGAACGAUGCACAUUGUAUGCAUAUACAGUUACCUGACAGACGAGGGAGAUUGAUAAGAUUUAAAAAUGUCACAGUUGUUAAAUGGAUUACACUGCAUUUGCUUUAAAGCAGCCUUGUACCGGAGAUGACACUGACUGUAUAUGACAUUACAAGUGUACAAUUUUGGCAGUCUAAUUUUACAUUUAUGCAUAUCAGCCCCUUCCUAAAAUGAAAUUGGUGCUUUUUCUAUGUAUUCCAUUUACCAAUAACCAAACAAGGCCAAAGUCCAUGUCAGCUUAAAGUCUUAAAGUUUUUUUUUGUUAAGAUGUUUAAAUUGGAGGCAAGCAUUUGUUACAGUGAGUCAAUGUUUAGAUACAAUGUUCUUAAACUGUAUAAAAGGGCAGUGUGAAAUCUCAUUUUAACUUUCACUACAAGCUUAAAUAUUACCCGUUUGUCUUGCAGGGCACAAAGCUGGCAGCAUGACCAUACUGAUGCAAGCAUUAUUACACUCUAGCUCAGCACGUGGCGGUUAACGAAACAAGAAUAUGUAGAUUUACAUGUUUUUAAAAAAAUAGUUUUUAACCUCAAAGAAUUACAGGUAUCACACAGUGCCUCUUCCAAGGAAAGUUUGGAAAAGUGAAUCCUAUGAAAUAUAAAUCCUUGAUCAAGAUUUGUCUGCAAAAUGCAAAUACAAAAUAUUUUGUACUACA
Messenger RNA from Micropterus salmoides (largemouth bass), 2258 nucleotides. It is a transcript of the gene dorip1, whose product is annotated as chromosome unknown C14orf28 homolog. Lineage: Eukaryota; Metazoa; Chordata; Actinopteri; Centrarchiformes; Centrarchidae. The transcript is spliced from 5 exons. The coding region runs from base 202 to 1221 and encodes 339 amino acids. The record is from RefSeq and is a predicted model, not a curated record.